Messenger RNA from Oldenlandia corymbosa var. corymbosa, 3728 nucleotides. The record is from the annotation of a GenBank genome assembly. NCBI's taxonomy places the organism in Eukaryota, Viridiplantae, Streptophyta, Magnoliopsida, Gentianales, Rubiaceae.
ACUCCAUCUGUCCAAAAUUACUAUCUAGCUUGAAUUUGCAAUUUUAGUUCAAAUAUUAUCCUUAAAUUAUUUGAACUAAAUGUGAAAAUCUAAACUGGACAAUAAUUUCUGAACAGUAAUUAACUUAUAAAUGAAAAUCUGAACUAGAUAAUAAUUUUUGGACUUAGGGAGUAAUUAGUUUUCAUUCUUAUUGUUAUAUAUAUGGCCCUUGGCCGAGGUAAGAUGUAAGUUACGUGUGGAGAAAACAAGUAAACUACUCAACAUGACUAGUGUUCAAAAGCAUUUCUCUCUUUCAUCAUUGUAUCUUCUUCUGUUUUCAUGCUUUCUCACAGUUUCUUCAUCCAUAACAACAAUCACCAAUAUCACCACCGAUCAGCUUGCCCUUCUGGCCCUAAAAUCCCAGAUAACCGAAUCAUCUUCAACCCAAAUACUUGCGAAAAAUUGGACAAUGGAUUCACCUGUUUGUAGCUGGAUUGGAGUUUCUUGUGGAUCUCAAAAUCGGAGAGUUACCGCCUUAGAUCUUUCCAACAUGAAUCUCACCGGAACCCUACUUCCUCACCUCGGGAACCUCACAUUUCUCGUUUCUCUCAACCUGAGCGCCAACAAUUUCAACGGAGAAUUACCCGAUGAGUUUUCCCGGUUUCGCCGGCUAAAAGCGCUGAAUCUGAGCUUGAACCAUCUGAACGGACAGUUCCCGCAAUGGAUUGGCUCAUUAGAAGAGCUGGAAUACUUCUCCGUUUUCAACAACAGCUUCACCGGAGAAAUCCCGGAAUCCAUCUCUAAUAUGUCUAAGUUAACAGCUUUUGUUGCUUCUUAUAACAAACUGCAGGGAAAGAUUCCACAAGAAAUCUUUAACAUGUCGGUUUUGGAAAGGAUAUCCUUGAGUGCAAAUAGCUUUUCAUCUGGUUCCUCACUUCCGGAUAACUUGUGUCAUCUUCUUCCGGUCCUCAAAAGGCUGGAUUUGAAAGGGGCGGGAUUGACUGGUCAAAUACCAUCAACCAUAGGCUUAUGUUCUCAGCUUCAACGCCUAGUUCUUCCUUCGAACUCUCUUAAUGGAUUGAUUCCAAGAGAAAUUGGACUCUUGAAAGGGGUUUUUUUGCUUGAUCUGGGAAACAAUCGAUUGGAAGGUGCGAUCCCAAGAGAAAUCGGAAAUAUGUCACUCUUGCAAAUUCUGAACAUCGACAACAACAAUUUGACUGGAGUUAUACCGGAAGAGAUCGGAAAGUUAUCCAGUAUUCAACAAAUCUACUUGGGAAACAACACUUUAACUGGUUCUAUUCCGGCAAAUAUCUUCAACCUCUCCGCCGUAAUGUGGAUCGAUUUAAGAAGAAAUAAUCUUUUCGGCAAUCUCCCGUCAACAAUGGGUUAUACCCUCCCUUCCUUAAGAGAACUUUAUCUCGGCUCAAAUAUGAUUAGUGGAGUUUUACCAAAUUCAAUCUCAAAUUGCUCCAAUCUUUCGGUGCUAGAACUUUUCGAAAACCAUUUCAGUGGUCCAAUUCCUAACUUCCUUGGAGAUCUUCCCUUUCUUCGAUGCUUGCAUCUCCAAAACAACAAGUUCACCAGAGAACCUUCCUCACAAGUGUUGAACUUCAUGAUCUCAUUGGCAAAUUCCAAAUCUUUGCAAGAUUUAACUUUGGACGACAAUCCACUUGAUGGUUUUUUGCCUGAUUCUCCUGGAAAUACUUCUUCUGCACUUGAAAGGGUAUAUGCUUCCAAUUGUAAAAUCAAGGGUGCAAUUCCAAACUGGAUGGGAAAUUUUGGCAGCUUGCAUACAUUAGUCCUGGUGAAUAAUGAGAUAACGGGGUCAUUUCCGAAUUCGAUGAGAAGUUUGCAGAAUCUUCAACGUGUGAAUUUCCGUGGAAAUAAAAUGAGUAUUUCUCUAGAUUUUUUCUGCGCUUUCCCGCAACUAGGGUAUUUAAGUUUGGGAGAGAAUCUUAUUAUUGGGGGUGUUAUUCCUGAUUGUUUGGCAUAUAAUACUUCCAUGAGAAAUCUUUACCUUAGUUCCACUGGUUUAAACACUACUCUACCUAUGAGUAUAUGGAACCUGAAAGAUCUAUUAGAGCUCAACCUUUCUUCCAAUUCACUAAGCGGUUCUCUACCCCCGGAAAUCAGUAACUUGAAAAUGGCAACUAGAAUUGACUUCUCUAGAAAUUACUUCUGCGGCAAAAUUCCUAGUACUAUUGAGGGUUUACAAAGCUUGCAAAAUUUUUCCUUAGCCCACAACCAGUUGGAAGGACAAAUCCCUGAGACAAUUGGUGAAAUGCUUAGUUUGGAAUGGUUGGAUUUGUCUUACAACCGUUUAUCUGGUCCUCUACCAAUGUCGUUAGAAAAGCUUCAAGAUCUUACUUUCUUCAAUGUCUCUUAUAACAAGUUAAGUGGAGAAAUUCCUUCUGUAAGGCCAUUCACAAACUUGCCGGCUGAAUCUUUUAUUUCGAAUCGAGCACUAUGUGGAGAUCAAAGAUUUAAUGUCCCACCAUGCCGACAUCCUAGUGGAAAUAAGCAGAAACUGCUAAUAAUUUUGGUUGUGGUGGCUAUUAUAGCCGGUAUCAUGUGCAUAGUUUUGAUUUUCCUUAAGUGUGGAAGAAAAGUUAAAGCAGCUAAUGGUGAUGAGAAAGGUACACAACCAGAUUCAGAGGACAGAAUAUCGUAUUACAAACUUCUGAAAGCAACAGAGGGCUACAAUCAGAAUAAUUUGUUGGGUAUUGGAAGCUUUGGAUCGGUUCACAAAGGUACCCUUGAGGAUGGUACAAUUGUAGCUGUGAAAGUGUUCAAUUUGCAUAGUGAAGGAUCAUUUGAGAGUUUUGACACGGAGUGCGAGGUAUUGCGUAACCUUCGUCAUCGAAACCUAACAAAAGUCAUUAGUAGUUGUUCUAAUCAUGACUUCAAAGCAUUGGUUCUUGAGUACAUGUCCAAUGGGAACCUUGAUAGGUGGUUGUACUCGGCAAAUUGUUUUCUCAAUGUUAAGCAACGAUUGGACAUACUUAUCGAUGUGGCUUGUGCCCUACAAUAUCUUCAUUGUGGUUAUUCAACAACAAUUGCCCAUUGUGAUUUAAAGCCUAGUAAUGUCCUUCUUGAUCAAGAAAUGACUGCUCAUGUAAGCGAUUUUGGCAUGGCAAAAUUGUUGGGACAUGAGGAUGGCAUCACAUACACAAAAACGCUAUCCACGCUUUGGUAUGUUGCCCCAGAGUACGCUUCUGAAGGUUUGAUUUCGACAAGAUGCGAUAUUUAUAGUUUUGGGAUCAUGAUGAUGGAGGUCUUUACAGGAAGGCACCCUUCCAAUGAAAUGUUCGGGGAAAACAUGAGUUUGAGGAGUUGGGUGCUAGAGUCUAUGCCUGAUAGACUGUCUAAUGUUAUCAGUGCUGAUUUGCUAUCCACAUUCGAAAAACACUUUUCUGAAAUGCUGGAUGGAAUUUGUUCAAUUAUGAAUGUGGCUCUCAUUUGCACACAUGUAAAUCCAAGGGAGCGAAGCAACAUAGAAGAAGUUUUGGCAAGUUUGAAUAAAAUACGGCGGCAACUACUGCCAUAUAUGGUUGAGGAGUGAAUGUUCUUUAAAUGUAAUGUCUGUAUAUAUGAAUUUUUGUGUAUCCAAACUUGCUUCACACAGUAACUUUUGUGUUAUUUUUUAAAUUACUCACAUUUGAAAUAAAGCACAAUUCUGAUUAAGUUUCAUGGGAACAUUAAGAAAAGGAUACAAAGAAAUUCAUACACGAACGAAAUUAAGCAGAGAG